Nicotiana attenuata is the source of this 3252-nucleotide messenger RNA. Its product is annotated as dual specificity protein phosphatase PHS1. The coding region runs from base 135 to 2933 and encodes 932 amino acids. The transcript is spliced from 11 exons. Gene Ontology annotation, molecular function: protein tyrosine/serine/threonine phosphatase activity. The record is from RefSeq and is a predicted model, not a curated record. Gene Ontology annotation, biological process: response to abscisic acid; cortical microtubule organization; protein dephosphorylation. Lineage: Eukaryota; Viridiplantae; Streptophyta; Magnoliopsida; Solanales; Solanaceae.
UGUGUCAUCAUCACUGUCGACCAAAAAAAAAAAAAAAGAACCGACCCACCUGAGUUUCGAUCUCUCUCUCUCUCUCAACGACCCAGAAAAAGCGCAAAAUCUAAUUUGCUUUUUGUAAGAAAAAAGAAAAAGCAAUGACCAAUGAGUAUCAACAACAAAACAUGUACUCCCUUCAGAAAGAAGAUGAGAAAGACUCCUUCGAGCUGGGAUCGGAGGAGCCUGAGGCUCCGUUGCCCCUCACUGUCACUUCUCGGGUGUUGUAUAUGUUGGGGGAUAUAACGGCGGGACCGGCGUAUCGGUUUGCCCAAUGGCUGGAGCUGGUCCGUAAGCGCAGCGGCAAUUACCGCUCUUCUGGAUUCCCUCAUCGGAUCCCCAGAGCCCAUAGCAUGCCAUUAAGCUUAAGUGCAGAAGAGUCAAGUCUUGAUCAGGUUGAUCCUCUACCAUCUGAGCAAACACCAGAAGUAAAUUUAUGGGAGAGACUUGGCAAAGCUGCGGUUUUGGACAUUGAAUCAAGCACCUUUUCGUGGAACAUGCUGUCUUCUCUUCACCACACGGAACACAGUAGUAGUACCGAACAGUCCGAGGAUGAAACCAAUAAAGCAUUAGAGGUGACUGUAAAUUCUGGGGGUGUUGUAUUCUUUGCGCUAUUUAACGAACCUGAAAAUGAUGAUGCUUCUCCAAAAGAAGCUGCGGCUGUUAUAAAGAUAUCAUCUUCGAGGAUGGCUACACAAUCAGAACGUCUGGGUUAUGAAUUUGCGAAGUGGCUAGGUGUCCAAACUCCACAAUCCAGGGUUAUUCAUAAUUGUAGCCCAGAGUGGCUACAGAUCAAGGAAGCUGCAGAAAAAGCAAAAGAUGCAGCGAUUUUGGAAGGUGAUGGGAUUGUGGAAAUGACGUGUUCAGAACUUCUGGAAGCUCUUGAGCUAAGCCGGUGCCUUAUGUUAAUGAAUUACAUACAUGGGUCCCCUCUGCUGGAGAGCUCAAAUGCAUUUGAUUCACGAGAAGCAGGAGAAAGGACUGCGGCAGCACUAGGUAGGGUUUUGAUGUUGGAUCUUGUCAUCAGAAAUGAAGAUCGGCUUCCAUGUCGCCAUCUCAGAUGGCGCGGUAACCCUGCAAAUUUAUUGUUAGCUGAUAAAGUGAAUGCUGCAAACUUGGACGCACUAGCAGCAGCCUUCGAUUCUGCAAUUGAUAGAUAUAGGCCAAGAGUGAUUCGGGCGCUUCAGAAAGAAAGAAGAGCUAAUUCUGUAGAUAGCAGAAUAAGCACUCCUAACCCAGGAUUAAUAUCACAGAGUUCCGACCUUUCAGACAUCACAGAAUCUCCAAAAUCCAGCAAUAUGAGCGUAAGUCAAACUUCAAAUGAGUCAUGUCCAGAUUUUCACGUUGUAGCAAUAGACUCUGGGGUUCCUCGAAGACCACCUGCAGGAAAGCGUGCAAGUGAUCAAGAAAAUUAUCCUAAGCUGGUUGAGCUCCUAAUUAACAGUCCCGAGUAUGCUUCAAAAAUAUUAUAUGAGAUUACAGGAGGAAAAUUAGGAUCUCCACCAGAGGAUUCUGAUAUAGUGAACAACUAUCAGGCAGCUGAUGCAGCUUCAAUAGUGCAUGAAUUCCGGAGUGGAUUUCGUGCAGCUCUACGUGACUUGCAGGGAUUUCAUAUAUUCGUUGUCACACUUCAUCAGAAACUGGAUAGCCUUUUUCGAGUAUUUCUUAAUAUUAUCAACAGAGCUUCUGCUGGCGAUCUUGAGAAAGAAGAGUUGGUAAUUCCUGAGUCACCUUCACAAUCUGCUGGCGUUGCGGGGCAUUGCCCAUCAACACCAAGUAAAGAACGCACACCAAAUGAUAAUUAUUUGGAUUCAAAUGAAUCAGAGUGUCAGAGAACAGCUACUAGACCAUCAUCUUCAGGAUGCAGAGACAGCUUGGAUUCUACCGUUUCUCCAAGUUCACGUGAUAGCUGGCAAGGAAAGCUCUGUAAGGGCAGUGGUGAGCCACUUCGUAGUCUCCGAUUGACUUCAAAACUCCGUGACUUUCACAAGUUUGCUAAGGUAGAUGCAGAACUAAAUAAAGAGUUGGAGCAAUGGAAUGAGAUGCUUAAAAGUGAUGCAGUUAAACUGUGCCAGGAAAACAAUUUUAAUUCAGGUUUCUUUGAAGGAAGUGAUAGUAAUUAUGUGGUUGAUGCUUAUGAGCUGAAGAUCAGGCUUGAGCACAUUCUGGAGAGGAUAUCAUUAAUUUCUGAUGCUGCAAAUACAGAAAAACCAUCUGCAAUCUCAGCCAGCUUGUUUAUUGGUGGCGCACUUGCUGCUAGAUCUGUGUACACACUGCAACAUUUAGGGAUCACACAUAUCUUAUGUCUCUGUGCAAAUGAAACUGGGCAGUCAGACUCCCAGUUUCCUGAUUUAUUUGAAUAUAAGAACUUUUCUAUAUGUGAUGAAGAAGAUUCUAAUAUCAGUGAACUCUUUAAUGAAGCUCAUGAUUUUAUCGAUCUUGUUGAAGAAAAGGGCGGGAAGGUUCUGGUUCAUUGCUUUGAAGGGAGAAGCAGGAGUGCUACAGUAGUUCUUGCUUAUUUAAUGCUCAGGAAGAAGUUUACUUUGUUGAAGGCAUGGAAUACGCUGAGACGAGUUCAUCGUCGAGCCCAACCUAAUGAUGGUUUUGCAAGGAUUCUCUUGGACCUAGACCGCAAGUUGCAUGGUAAGGUUUCUAUGGAAUGGCAACAGCGGAAGCCAAGCAUGAAGGUUUGCCCCAUCUGUGGAAAGAACGCUGGCUUGAGUAGCAGUUCGCUGAAGCUGCAUUUGCAGAAAGCACACAGGAAACUAUCUUCUGGGAGUGUGGACAGUGCUAUGAACAUGGAAAUACAGAAGGCCUUAGAUGCACUCAAAAUAAGUCGAGGUGGAAGUGUCAGCCCUACGCAAAGACAAUCUUCCAUGAUUGAAGAUUUGGAAUCAUGAGGUUAAUAGUGUGCUACUGGCCUAACCUACCUGAGCGGGUAUUGGUCAUUGCAGACGGGAAUCAUGAAGCUUAAAGUCAUCCUCAUGAUUAUGUAGUUUCAAUAUCAAUCAAAAGGGUAAAACGUGUAGUUAAGUACACAAGCUUAAUCUAUAAACAUGCUGAAGUGCAGGUGUAAGAGUUUUAAGAAUUGAUGCUCUGUAGCGUAUCCUAGCAGUAAUUUUAGGAAGUUAGAUACCUUAUUUGUUCCCGCCAUGGAAAAUGUAAAAUUAUGUUGGAAUUUUUACAUUCCUAUACCACAUAGGAAACCUUUUUACCCUA